AUGGGCUUCGGUCACGAGGAUCCAGAGACAGGCGCCGUCGUGGUGGAUGACGCUCUGCUUCAAGGCGGAAUUGUGUCUGUCUACUAUCUCGGCACACUUGUCGGCGCCCUCGUCGGUGGCAAGAUAGGAGAUCGAUUCGGCAGAAUCAAAGCCAUUGCCUUCGGCGCCGCAUGGGCCAUCCUUGGUGCAACACUUCAAUGUUCGGCCCAAAACCACGCCUGGAUGAUCUGCGCCCGUUUGAUCAACGGUUGGGGAACCGGCGUCCUUAACGCUAUUGUGCCCGUCUACGCCACUGAGACCGCUGAGCAUACCUCUCGCGGCCAGUUCGUCGCCAUUGAAUGUAAGUUCUUAGUCACUCUCAACAUCUUUGGUGUUGUCGUGGCCUACUGGCUCGAGUACGGCUGCUCAUUCUACAAGAAUGGCGAAUCUGAAUUCGUCUGGAGAUUUCCCGUCGCCUUCCAGAUCUGGAUGCUCCUACUCUUGCUCGGCGGCUGCUGGCUCUUCCCGGAAAGCCCCCGAUGGCUUACCAAAGUCGGUCGCGGAGACGAAGCUCGAUACAUUCUAGGCCGUCUUCGAGGCGAAGAGGGCGACGACACAGGCAAAGCCGAAGCCGAGUACCAGGAUAUCGUCAACGUGGUUCAGUUGGAGAAAGACACUGCCAGCGAACAGCACUAUUACAAGAUGUUGUUCGGAAUUGGCUCCGGCAAGCUGCACACUGGCCGCAGAGUGCAACUCGUUAUCUGGUUGCAGAUCAUGCAAGAGUGGAUCGGAAUCGCCGGUGUAACCUUGUAUUCGCCUACUAUCUUCAGGAUUGCUGGGAUUGCCAACAAAGACUCGCAAUGGAUCGCCGGACUGAACACGAUCACCUAUAUGCUCAGCACACUCAUUUGUGUCUUCACACUGGACCGAAUUGGGCGACGCUGGACGUUAUACUGGGGCAGCAUCAUGCAAGCCAUCACUCUUUUCUUGGCAGGCGGCCUGUCGAAGGUUGCCAAAGAUACGACAGGCUCCAUGUCGAAACAAUCUGGCAACGCCGCCGUGGCGAUGGUGUUUCUUUUCACGAUCACAUUCGGCGCCACCUGGCUAACCGUUCCCUGGCUUUACCCCGCCGAGAUCUUCCCACUCAACAUCCGCACCAAGGGCAACGCCUGGGGCGUCGUCGGCUGGAGCAUCGGUAACGGCUGGCUCACCCUGCUGUGCCCCGUCAUGUUCAACGCCAUCUCCGAAUACACGCUGUUCAUCUUCGCGGCCUGCAAUAUUUUGACCUUGCCGAUGGUCUACUGCCUCUACCCAGAGACGAACCAGCGCACGCUCGAAGAAAUGAACCUGCUGUUUGCGGCCGAUAGUCCCUGGGUAUGGGACGCAGAGAAGAACUAUCGUACUCUCGUGGAGGAGAAUCCGGAUCUUGUGCAGGCGGCUCGACGUGGCAGCAUGGCCGCGGGCGAUCUGGAGCGACAGUUGCGUGAGGGAAGCACAGCGGGGGCUUCGGGCAGGAAGUUCAGUCUUGCCACGGGUAAUGAGCGCCGCACGAGCCAGGCCGGGACUGAGGUCGAGUAUCACGAGAAGUCUGGCAAAGACUUGUAA
Molecule: messenger RNA, 1584 nt
Organism: Cyphellophora europaea CBS 101466
Lineage: Eukaryota; Fungi; Ascomycota; Eurotiomycetes; Chaetothyriales; Cyphellophoraceae
Exons: 4
Coding region: 1-1584 (527 amino acids)
Biological process (GO): carbohydrate transport; transmembrane transport
Cellular component (GO): membrane
Molecular function (GO): carbohydrate:proton symporter activity
Source: RefSeq, a predicted model, not a curated record